AUGGGACCAUUUUUCUGCUUGCCACCAGGUCCUGCUGCCUCUCUGUGUCCCCCCAGGCCCUGGAGACGCCUCAGCAGGAGGAUGAGCUUUUGUGCAUGCUGGAUUCCUGCUGCCACCUCACUUGGCACCUUGAUACUCUACCCUCUCCUCUUGCUGGCCCUUUACACCAUGCUCAGCAGGAAAAUUGCCCAGCAUUCCUGCAGGAUGCAGGGGAGCAGCAGCCCUGGGGAGCAUCCCAGCCCUCACCCCAGCCCAGCUCCGGGAGGGGACACGGCACAGAAACACCCCGGGGCACAAAAACCAUCAGCAGCCUACGCAGGGAGCAGUGACACAUCUUCAGACACCUCGGAGGACUCGGACAACCCUUCCUGCCCUCAGGGCCCUGGCUUAGAGGAAAACAUUAAUUACACAUCCCUGGUGUUCCCAGAGAAAGGCCACGAGCCAGGCUCUGCCCAGGACUACGAGAACAUGAAGUCUGGGAUGGAUUAUGUCAACGUGGACCCGAAGAAGAGGAAAACACAUUUCUGGCCCUUCUCCAGCCCCAGGGCAUCCAAGGGUGUGGAGUACACCGAGGUGAAGCUGUGA
Lonchura striata (white-rumped munia) is the source of this 585-nucleotide messenger RNA. The record is from RefSeq and is a predicted model, not a curated record. Lineage: Eukaryota; Metazoa; Chordata; Aves; Passeriformes; Estrildidae.